This is a messenger RNA of Funneliformis mosseae, 129 nucleotides long. The record is from the annotation of a GenBank genome assembly. NCBI's taxonomy places the organism in Eukaryota, Fungi, Glomeromycota, Glomeromycetes, Glomerales, Glomeraceae.
AUGAAAAACAAAAAUCACAAUAAAAAGAGAAAUUUAACACAAAAACUAACUGAGAAUGAUGCAAAAGUGAACAUAUUAGGAAAACAAUUAGAGAUGGAUUUGAAUAAUACUUUUAGCAAAACGGAUUAG